AUGUAUCUGGAGAACAAAAACAACAUGGAGAUGGAGGCGUCGGCCCAGGGCCACCAGGGCCGGGGCAGCCUGAGGUCACCGGAGGCCGUCGCCGGGAACUGGGAGCUCCGUCUGCUGCAGGGAAUCUCUGAGCGGAGGGACGCCGAGAAGCUGCAGCAGUCGGCCGUCCUGCCGUCGGGACAGUGCGUCAUCCACACCGAGGGCUUCGUCCCGGUUCGACAGGAGGACGGGCAGAGCUUCAGCGUGGUGAACUUCCUCAGAGCAAAAACAAAAUCAGCCAACCUCACAGAGAGGUCUCCUCUGCUGAGGUUCUCUCAGGACGACAGUCUGACCUACAUGACCUUACACGACCCCGGCUUCAUGGGGGGGGAGGAGCCGUGUGACGGGGGUUCUUUGGACCUGGAGAGGAGGUACCGGCUGGGCAGCGAGGUCACCAGUCUGUCGCUGUCCCGGUCCAGCUCCUCGGAGAAGAGCGACGCUCGGGACAACCGCAACCUCAACUUCAGACUCACCAGCAGCAUGAAAUGCUGCUUCAAUGUCUCCAAAAUUGCCACAAUAUUUACUAUCGUCGUCCUCUGCAGUCUGUUCUUCAGCAUGUAUCCAGACAGAGACAACCCCUGGAGGAUGUUGGCCGUCUCCUCUACAGACAGUUUCUCGAUGAACCUGACGGACUUCAGAGACAACGCUCUGCUGAAGCUCCAGGUGGGGGGGCCGUUCACCGGGGGGAAGCUGGACCUGGAGAACCAGGACUACAUCCUGGUCCAGGUGGAGCAGACGGAGCAGGGGGGGCAGCGGAGGAGGAGGAGUCAGGUUCUGUAUAACUGGACCAUCCCUCUGCAUGCAGAACGGAGCGACCAGAUACUGUUGACCAAAACCUUUGAGAUGCUCAGCAGUGACCCCAUCGUCAUCACCUUCCAGGCCUUCCUGCAGGAUAACGAGGUGGUGCCGUUAUCCAUGACCCACCAGUCGCUCUACGUCAACGUGGAGACGCAGGUGGCCAUCGCUGGAGUCAUCCUGACCGGAGUCUACGUUCUCAUCAUCUUUGAGAUUGUUCAUCGUGCUCUAGCGGCCAUGUUGGGAUCUCUGGCAGCUUUAGCCGCUCUGGCCGUCAUCGGAGAUCGGCCCAGUCUGGUUACUGUGGUCGAGUGGAUCGACUACGAGACUCUGGCGCUCCUCUUUGGCAUGAUGGUGCUGGUGGCCAUCUUUUCAGACACGGGCUUCUUUGAUUACUGUGCUGUGAAGGCCUACCAGCUCUCCAGAGGACGAGUGUGGCCGAUGAUCAUCAUCCUCUGUCUCAUCGCCGCCAUCCUCUCUGCUUUUCUGGACAAUGUGACCACGAUGAUGCUUUUCACCCCGGUCACCAUCAGGUUGUGCGAGGUGCUUAAUCUGGACCCCAGACAUGUCCUGAUUGCAGAAGUAAUCUUCACCAACAUCGGAGGGGCGGCCACAGCUGUCGGAGAUCCACCCAACGUGAUCAUAGUCUCAAAUCAGGAGCUGCGUAAAGAAGGGAUUGAUUUUGCCAGUUUCACGGGCUACAUGUUUCUGGGAAUAUGCCUCGUUCUCCUCACCUCCUUCCCGUUCCUCCGGCUGCUCUACUGGAACAAAAAGCUCUACAACAAAGAGUCCAUUGAAAUAGUCGAACUGAAGCAUGAGAUCCUGGUCUGGAGGCAGACGGCUCAGCGCAUUAACUCGGCCAGCCGAGAGGAGACGGCGGUGAAAUGCCUCCUGAUGCAGAAAGUCCUCAACCUGGAGUAUCUGCUCCGCAAGAUGAUGAAGACCUUCCAGAGAGAAAUAUCUCAAGAGGACAAGAACUGGGAGCAAAACAUCCAAGAGCUGCAGAAGAAGCACAGAAUAACGGACACGGUGCUGCUGGUGAAGUGUGUGUCCGUCCUCACCGUUGUGAUCUUCAUGUUCUUCCUCAACUCCUUCGUUACCAGCAUUCAUCUGGAGCUCGGUUGGAUCGCUAUCCUGGGUUCUCUGUGGCUUCUGGUUCUGGCCGACAUCCAGGACUUUGAGAUCAUCCUCCAUCGGGUGGAGUGGGCCACGUUACUCUUCUUCGCUGGCCUCUUCGUUCUGAUGGAGGCUCUAGCUCAGCUGCAGCUCAUCGACUAUAUUGGAGAACAGACGGCUCUGCUAAUAAAAGCGGUGCCCGAUGACCAGCGCUUGGCUAUCGCCAUCAUCUUGGUGAUGUGGGUCUCGGCUCUGGCUUCUUCUCUCAUUGACAACAUUCCCUUCACUGCCACCAUGAUUCCAGUUCUCAUCAACCUCAGUCAGGACGCAGAUGUGAACCUGCCGGUGAAACCGCUCAUCUUCGCGUUGGCCAUGGGAGCCUGUCUCGGGGGAAACGGAACAUUGAUCGGAGCGUCGGCCAACGUUGUGUGUGCAGGGAUAGCUGAACAACACGGAUACGGCUUCUCCUUCAUCGAGUUCUUCAAGUUGGGAUUCCCGAUGAUGAUCAUGACGUGUGUGAUCGGGAUGUGCUACCUGCUGGCGACCAUCAUCGGACUCGGAUGGACCAUGUGA
Molecule: messenger RNA, 2523 nt
Organism: Anoplopoma fimbria (sablefish)
Lineage: Eukaryota; Metazoa; Chordata; Actinopteri; Perciformes; Anoplopomatidae
Gene: oca2
Product: oculocutaneous albinism II
Biological process (GO): melanin biosynthetic process; melanocyte differentiation; transmembrane transport
Cellular component (GO): melanosome membrane
Source: RefSeq, a predicted model, not a curated record